Messenger RNA from Musca domestica (house fly), 2796 nucleotides. It is a transcript of the gene oys, whose product is annotated as lysophospholipid acyltransferase 6. The transcript is spliced from 9 exons. Bases 295 to 2295 code for a protein of 666 amino acids. The record is from RefSeq and is a predicted model, not a curated record. Gene Ontology annotation, cellular component: membrane. Gene Ontology annotation, biological process: lipid modification. Gene Ontology annotation, molecular function: acyltransferase activity. Lineage: Eukaryota; Metazoa; Arthropoda; Insecta; Diptera; Muscidae.
GAAUCGAUUAGACACACAAUUUUUUUAUUCUAAAUAAAAAACAAAACAAGGAUAGAGGGGAGGAGAGAAAGACUAUAAAGCCUACGAUAAUGAUUAAUAAUUUCGUCGGUAAAAAUAUAUGAAGAUUUAAUUAUACAAUCAAUAGUGCUCUUGUUAUAACAAAUAGAAAAUAACUUCAUUCGCAGGCUGUCUUGUGUUCAAUGUUCGGGAAAACAAUCUCACAGAUGACCACAACAUCGUAAACACAAGAAAAAAGAAAAAAAAACUGUAAUCGAAAUUAAGCGGAAUACGGACAUGUUGGAUCCAGACAAUAUGAAUUACAGCGGCAGUCGAACAUUCAACUGGUUGGCUGAUCUAAGCGGUCUAUCAGUUGAUUUGGUCAACUUCUUAAUAUGCCAAAUAUCUGCAAUCUUUUUGGCAUCCCUCUAUCGAUCGGUGCUUCAUCCCUCCAAGGUAUCUUCCAACGUCCGACACAUCGUUGCACUUAGCAUUGGCUUGGUGUUUGGAUAUUUUUGUUUCGGACCACAAGCCAUACACAUCGCUGGUCUUCCGUCAGCAUGUUACGUUGCCAUUCGAACACAGAGCCCAAAAGUUGUCCAAAGGACCGUCAUGGUCGUGGCCAUGGCGUAUUUACUAACCAUACAUGUGUUACGACAAAUUUAUGACGACGGCUCAUGCUCCCUGGAUAUAACCGGUCCCCUGAUGAUCAUUACACAAAAAGUUACUAGUUUGGCAUUUAGCAUACACGAUGGCUUUGUACGACAAACCAAGGAUUUGACCAAGGCACAACAAUACCAUGCCGUUAAUAAAUUACCCUCUGCUUUGGAGUAUUUCUCAUAUGUCUUGAACUUCCAAGGAUUAAUGGCUGGGCCAUUGGUUUUCUACAAGGACUAUAUCGAUUUUAUCGAAGGCUACAAUCUACGGCCGGCUGUGAAUACGUCAGCUGAUAAGGGAAAGUCACAGGUGGUCCUGGAGCCGUCGCCAGUGAAAACGGUAGUCAAGAAAGUUAUCGGCAGCUUCAUAUGCGCUUUCAUUUUCAUGAAGUUUGUCCAAUUGUAUCCCAUCAAAAACCUUAAGGACGACGACUUUGUUGAUAACACUACGGUUCUAUACAAGAUCUGGUAUGCCAUGAUGGCUACCACAACUACUCGUUUUAAGUAUUAUCAUGCAUGGUUGUUGGCCGAUGCAAUAGCAAAUAACUCAGGAUUAGGUUUUACGGGCUACGACAAAGAUGGCAACGCCAACUGGGAUCUCAUUUCUAAUAUAAAUGUGUUUGGCUUUGAAUUUGCAACGAAUAUCCGCGAUGCAAUCAACAAUUGGAAUUGCGGCACGAACCGAUGGCUGCGCACCAUCGUUUAUGAACGCGUGCCAAAGAAAUACGGAACCAUUUUGACGUUUGCCUUGAGUGCGGUGUGGCAUGGUUUCUAUCCAGGAUAUUACCUGACAUUUGCGACUGGUGCUUUAAUGGUGACUUCUGCACGAAUGGCUCGCCGCAUGUUCCGCCACCGUUUCCAGCAAACGCGAAUGACACGCAUGUUCUACGACAUUCUCACUUGCCUAACGACGCGUAUAGUUAUGGGCUAUACAACAUUCCCAUUCGUUCUGCUUGAAUUCAUGGGCAGUAUUCAAUUGUACCUGAAGUUUUAUUUGUGCCUUCACAUAGUUGCACUCACCACUAUUUACGUCCUGCCGAAGUUCAUACGCGGCGAGAGAAGAUCUACACAUCCGACACAUAAUGUCUCCAAGAUCGUUGCUCCUUCCAAGGUCGAGGAUGCUCUCAGAGAGGCAAGAAACGAUCAGGAAUGUAAAUCCAAUCAGUUGGAAGAGGCGCGUCAACUGUUGAAACCUAUCCAGCUCAUGCCAGAUGAAACAAAUGCUUUACCUCAACGCGACGAGAUUAUUAAACCACCACAGCUACCCAUUGUUGCCCCAGCCAGGGAAGCCAUUUCCGUUCCACACGAUCAGUGCGAAAUGGAUCAGCUUUCGAGCAAGUUAAUGGAAAAGAUUGAAGCAGAGACAAAGAAUAUCGAAGAAUUCAUAGACAAAACAGUUACCGAAACAGUAACGGGCAUCGUUGAGUUCAAGAAGGACCUAAUGCGGGACUCGAUUCCCAGCGGUCUUCGAAAACGUACAUCUCUGGCUUCUACAAUGAGUGAUGUUGUGGCCGGAGCCACGUGCAAGCCCCAAACAGAGGAGGGUUCUGCGUUCUUAAAGAAAGAAAUUGAAGUCAUCAACGCCGUCGUACAACAGGCCAAUGUGUUGCCUGCAGUCCUCAGCAAUGGACAUGCAAAAUAGUAGCUAUAGAAAUGAUCUCUGGCCACAAGGAUCAACGACCUAACGAAAGCUUUGGCAACAGAUGCGAACAUAUAUCUAAAAUAUACAUUUAACACAGUUCGAUGCUCAUUCGACUCAAUAUCCAAUAUAUGCGUAAAAUGUAAAGCACUCAACACGCUCAAAUUGUAUCAUUGUUAUUGUCAUCAUCAUCAUCAUCUUCCGUCUCUUACAUAUAUGUUCUGAAUACACCUAUGCACAUUGGCACAUGUUUUCCAACAAGGCGCACAGGCAUACCCAAAAGGUUAAACUGUUCCUAUUUAAUAAAAUACCCAUUCUACACUGCAUCACUAACUAUAAUUGUCCAUAAACCAUACAUACAUUAAUCCCUCAUUCACUUGUCAUCCUAAAAAAGAAACCAUCCUUUUUCCCCUAAUUAUUAUUAUUUUUUGAAAUUAUUAUUAUAUCCAAAAACCAGAGAUGUUCAAAAAAAUAAAUCAUUCAAAAUAAGCAGAUAUCAACAAA